Diplodia corticola is the source of this 891-nucleotide messenger RNA. RefSeq lists its product as uncharacterized. The coding region runs from base 1 to 891 and encodes 296 amino acids. The record is from RefSeq and is a predicted model, not a curated record. NCBI's taxonomy places the organism in Eukaryota, Fungi, Ascomycota, Dothideomycetes, Botryosphaeriales, Botryosphaeriaceae. The transcript has 3 exons.
AUGACCAGGCCGAACGCCAGAGGAGCGGCGAGCACGGGGAGCACCCAUGCCGCCGACUCCUCGAACUGGACGUUCAGCGACACCGUCCACAGCUCGCGAGCCGGCAGCCACUCGGCGCGCCGCACCUUCACCGUGUCAAUGGACCCGGCAAAGAAGGAUCCAAUCACUUCAACACCCGCCGAGCCCGACCCGGCAGGGGCGAAGCGACGGAAGAAGCGCAAGGCCAAGGCCCGCAAGCCGAUCGGGAUACCCCAGGUGCGCGCCUCGACCCCCUUCCUCUUCGAGGCGUGGGAGAACCGCACGACCGCCAAGGGGCUGGGCGAACAGUACCCGUACGCGUUCCGACGAGACGGGGAGCCGAAGAAGGCGUAUCGCGAGAAGUUGAACAAGAUCAAAGCGGCGCGGCUGGCGCUGGAGACGCCCAGGGCCGAGCUGGAGCGCAUCGCCCAAGGUUCGAGUUCGAUCGCCCGAACGGCCUCUGGUGGCGGCCCCAGCCCCCAACGACAACAACACGAGGUCGCGACAAGGCCCGUCCGCAUGUCGGUCGAGCACGACCGCAGCAACAACCCCGGCCCUGACGGUGCGGGCGCCAUCGUGCAAUCGCUUCAAGCGGAUGUUCGGGCUCUAAAGCGUCGGAUGGACCAGCAAGGGCAGGCCUUGGACCGGAGGAUAGACGCCAAGCUCGAGCCGAUGGCGGCGAGGCUCAAAGAGACGCUCGCCGAGGCGACGAUGAAAAUCGACAACGCACUGUCUGGAGGGCCUCGACAAGCGCACCCCAGAAGCGGUGGCAACAGACGCGUCCCACCCCCAGACGCGCCAAAGGGGCCGCGCUGCAAUGCACCCCCGGGCCGUAACAACAGCUGGCGCCCGGGGCACCCAUCGGGACAGUGA